Molecule: messenger RNA, 7174 nt
Organism: Coregonus sp. 'balchen'
Lineage: Eukaryota; Metazoa; Chordata; Actinopteri; Salmoniformes; Salmonidae
Source: the annotation of a GenBank genome assembly
AUGUUUAAAGGUAAACGAUAACACAUGCAUCACCAAAUCUUGAAGCUGGGACAAGUACACAGUGUACUGUCUACUAAGUCUACAUUUCUGCUCACUCAGGAGUUCAGUUCCAUCUUAAAGCAACGCCAACAUCUGGGCCUCAGUGUGGUUAUGCAAGGCUAGGGCUGCGUCCCAAAUGUCACCUUAUUCCCUAUGUAGUGUGUAGGGAAUAGGGUGGCAACUUGAUCCCCAACUUGCACUGCCUCUGAAAUACAGAAACUUGUACCAGUUGAUUUCCAUUGUAUUUCAGCAUUUUGUCUGAGCAGAUUUGGAUGUGGAAGAUGGACGUUUGCAUCUACAUGUUGCAUGCUAUUUCUGUAGGCUGUGUCAAUUGGUUACCCUCUGGAUGAAUGAGUGAUGAACCACUGAAGGUGAUAACAUGGGCCAAGUGUGCAUCACUCUGGACAGCAGGUCAGAGGAAUGCAUUAUAUGGAUCCUUGCUAAAUGGGCCAUGUUACAAUUCCCAGAAGUGGGAUGGCGGCUGUGAGGCCAUCGGAACGCACUUCCCGGACGUGUGAGGGGGCUGAGUAGUUGAAGCACGGGGACAUGCAUUCCCAUUGGGAGGGGGCAGUGUAGCGAUCCUCGCUCUAUUAGCCAUGUUACAAUUCCCAGCAAGGGGGUUAACCUUAUUAGCAUGAUGCGUAGGGUGUUUGCUUUCCUGCCCUGCCGUUUGCUACAGUAUUAUGAAUGAGAGUAUAUUCAGUUCACUUCCAAGACUAUUGCCAUCUUGGACAGGUUUCUCUUGCAAAAGAGAUUUUAACUGUGAGACUAAAUUGUAUAUAUAUAAAGGUUAAAAGAUGACGGUACCCAAUAAUGACAUUUGAGAAUGAAUGUUGAAUUAUCAUAUAGGGUAUCCGAAUUUAAGGAUCUCAGAUGAUAUAGUGAAUAUAUUGAAGUAUUUAUUUGUUUGAAGACAAUAUGUACCCUAAUGCAUAUCAUUUUGAAUUAGACAAGAUGUUUGAGGCCGCAAUUAGCUUAAAUGCACAUAAUUACAAAUGAGCUACAGAGUACUCUGCCUGUAGCAAACGUGUGACUGAUUGUCUGGCUGUUCACUUCACUUUCCAGUUCUCUAUUCAAAGGACAAAAUUAAGGACCACCCUUUGUUUUUUUUGCAGUUCUCUUUGUAGAGGCAGACAUUCUUAACUCCCCUGCCAUCUUUUCUGUCUGGCUGUCAGGUUUUAGUAAGGCUUUGGGUUUGUUCUUAACGCGUGAGUUAGUCACAUCAAAGCCAAAAUAAGUUUCAUAUGAUGAAGGGUAGGUAUAAAGCUAGAGAUUAUCAAGACAAGCAAAGACAAAGACAGGAAUGACUUAAACAGUUUUUGAUUAGAUAAUAUAAACUAGAGUUUUAGGUGGAACAUGUCAUGACUAAGCCCAUGUCGAUAAGCUUUAGAAAGUGGAAAAUAUGCAAAGCCCUGCUGUUCUUCUGGUCUGUAUGGUGUGCAAGGUCUUUCCACUCACACAAAAUGUAGAUUGUUUUAGAGUUGCGGAUAGUGAUGGGGAAAAAUCGAUACAGUUACAUAUCGAGAUAUUUUUUAUCAAACUAUCGUAUUGUUUUGACAAUAUAACAAUAUUAUUUUUGCGCUAGUUGGUUGUACCUGCACCAAAACUCCAGUAUUUUUUCUUCAUAGCUUGUUCUCCAUCUUAUUUUUUAAAUAGGAAGCCAAUUUGUUUUCAGCACUUUAAUUUCCAUGACUGAUCAAAACUUGUUUUUUCAUGGCUCUCUCUUGUCCCUCUGCAGCAGACAUACAGUGCAUUCAGAAAGUAUUCAGACCCCUUGACUUUUUCCACAUUUUGUUAAGUUACAGCCUUAUUCUAAAACUGAUUAAAUUGUUUACCUCCCCCCUGAUCAACCCACACACAAUACCCCAUUAUGACAAAGCAAAAACAGGUUUUUAGAAAUGUUAGCAAAUAAAAAUAAAAAUAACCAAGAAAUAUUACAUUUACAUAAGUAUUCAGACCCUUUACUCAGUACUUUGUUAAAGCACCUUUGGCAGCGAUUACAGCCUCGCAUGUUCUUGGGAAUGACGCUACAAGGUUGGCACACCUGUAUUUAGGGAGUUUCUCCCAUUCUUCUCUGCAGAUCAUCUCAAGCUCUGUCAGGUUGGAUGGGAGCGUCGCUGCACAGCUAUUUUCAGGUCUCUCCACAGAUGUUAGAUCUGGUUCAAGUCCGGGCUCAGGCUGGGCCACUCAAGGACAUUCAGAGACUUGUCCCGAAGCCACUCCUGUAUUGUCUUGGCUGUGUGCUUAGGGUCGUUGUCCUGUUGGAAGUCGAACCUUCGCCCCAGUCUGAGGUCCUGAGCGCUCUGGAGCAGGUUUUCAUCAAGGAUCUCUCUGUACUUUGCUCCGUUCAUCUUUCCCUCGAUCCUGACUAGCCGCUGAAAAACAUCUGCCACCACCAAAGUAAUUUAAUCAAUUUUAGAAUAAGGCUGUAACGUAACAAAAUGUGGAAAAUGUGAAGGGGUCUGAAUACUUUCUGAAUGCACUGUAUGGUGAGCAAUAUGUUUGGCACAUCGAAUUGCAAUAAAAUCACAGUAUCGAAUCGCAAUACAUACAGUACCAGUCAAAAGUUUGGACACACCUACUCAUUCAAAGAUUUUUCUUAAUUUUUUUUAUUAUUUUCUACAUUGUAGAAUAAUAGUGAUGACUUCAAAACUAUGAAAUUAGACAUGGAAUCAUGUAGUAACCAAAAAAGUGUUAAACAAAUCAAAAUAUAUGUUAUAUUUGUGAUUCUUCAAAGUAGCCACCCUUUGCCUUGAUGACAGCUUUGCACACUGUUGGCAUUCUCUCAACCAGCUUCAUGAGGUAGUCACCUGGAAUGCAUUUCAAUUAACAGGUGUGCCUUGUUAAAAGUUAAUUUGUGGAAUUUGUUUCCUUCUUAAUGCGUUUGAGCCAAGGUGACAAGGUAGGGGUGGUAUACAGAAGAUAGCCCUAUUUGGUAAAGACCAAGUACAUAUUAUGUCAAGAAUAGCUCAAAUAAGCAAAGAGAAAUGACAGUCCAUCAUUACUUUAAGACAUGAAGGUCAGUCAAUCCGGAAAAUGUCAAGAACUUUGAAAGUUUCUUCAAGUGCAGUCGUAAACCAUCAAGCGCUAUGAUGAAACUGGCUCUCAUGAGGACCACCACAGGAAUGGAAGACCCAGAGUUACCUCUGCUGCAGAGGAUAAGUUCAUUAGAGUUGCCAGUCUCAGAAAUCGGCAAUUAACUGCACAUCAGAUUGCAGCCCAAAUAAAUGCUUCACAGAGUUCAAGUAACAGACACAUCUCAACAUCAACUGUUCAGAGGAGACUGCGUGAAUCAGGCCUUCAUGGUCGAAUUGCUGCAAAGAACCACUACUAAAGGACACCAAUAAGAAGAAGAGACAUGCUUGGGCCAAGAAACACGAGCAAUGGACAUUAGACCGGUGGAAAUGUGUCCUUUGAGAUUUUUGGUUCCAACUGCCAUGUCUUUGUGAGACGCAGAGUAGGUGAACGGAUGAUCUCCGCAUGUGUGGUUCCCACCGUGAAGCAUGGAGGAGGAGGUGUGGGGGUGCUUUGCUGGUGACACUAUUAUUUAGAAAUCAAGACACACUUAACCAGCAAGCCUACCACAGCAUUCUGCAGCGAUACGCCAUCCCAUCUGGUUUGGGCUUAGCGGGACCAUCAUUUGUUUUCAACAGGACAAUGACCCAACACACCUCCAGACUGUGUAAGGGCUAUUUUACCAAGAAGGACAGUGAUGGAGUGCUGCAUCAGAUGACCUGGCCUCCACAGUCCCCGACCUCAACCCAAUUGAGAUGGUUUGGGAUGAGUUGGACCGCAGAGUGAAGGAAAAGCAGCCAACAAGUGCUCAGCAUAUGUGGGAAUUCCUUCAAGACUGUUGGAAAAGCAUUCCAGGUGACUACCUUAUGAAGCUGGUUGAGGUGUGCAAAGCUGUCAUCAAGGCAAAGGGUGGCUAUUUGAAGUGUUUAACACUUUUUUGGUUACUACAUGAUUCCAUAUGUGUUAUUUCAUAGUUUUGAUGUCUUCACUGUUAUUCUACAAUGUAGAAAAUAUUAAAAAUAAAGAAAAACCCUUGAAUGAGUAGGUGUUUCCAAACUUUUGACUGGUACUGUAUAGAAUCUUGAAAAUUGCAAUACAUAUCGUAUUGGCACCUAAGUUUCGUGAUAAUAUCAUAUUUUGAGGUCCCUGGCAAUUCCCAACCCUAAUGUUCAUGUAGUAAUGAAAGAAAUGAUUGGCAGAUAGCCUAGAGGUUAUGUCAUAAAAUUAUUAGUCAGAAGAGGGCAUGUUGCCAUAUUCAACUUAGGCUAAUUGUACAUGUUGAUGAAGAUGUACUGUUCUUUUCUUCAAUGACGUGUGUUCUGCAUUUUUAAUGCCAAAAUCUGAGUUGAUCAGUGAUGACUGAUUUUCCAAAUUGCAUGUAGUCAAAUUAGGACCCAUAGCGAUACAUAAUCUAAUCAAGACAUGUAAUGUAAUGUAAUUCCCACUGAUAAAAAAAUAAAAAAUAAAGAAUGUGGGCUUAAUUAAUUUUCGGAAGGUAUUUAAUUGCACUUUUUUGUUAAAUCAUGUGUAUAUUCUGUUUGCCACUGUUUAAUUAAAACGUCUGCUUUCUGUUGCAGUGAUGUUUACUCUUACAGAGGUAGCUGCCCUGAAUGACAUCCAGCCAACCUAUCGGAUCCUGAAACCAUGGUGGGACGUCUUUAUGGACUACCUGGGCGUCGUCAUGCUGAUGCUGGCCAUAUUUUCUGGAACCAUGCAGUUAACCAAAGACCAGGUGGUUUGCCUUCCCAUCCUGGAACAAGCUUCAGAGGACCCCAGCGGCUUCACGACACCGCAGCCAGCGGAGGGGUCUGGUUCUGGGUCAGGGAACGGAGGAAGCAGGGUGACGCUAGCUGCCGCUCCACUAAUGACUAAAGAUCUGCCGGAUAGUGUUGUUCAUCAGAUCCACUUUACACAGUCUGGUGGUGUUAGACAGCCGCCUCCUCCAACAGGCGUCAGGACAAACCUGGACUUUCAGCAGUAUGUUUUUGUCAAUCAGAUGUGCUACCAUGUCGCCCUGCCGUGGUAUUCUAAAUACUUCCCAUACCUUGCUCUCAUACACACCAUCGUCCUCAUGGUCAGCAGUAACUUCUGGUUCAAAUAUCCAAAGACUUGUUCGAAAAUAGAGCAUUUUGUGGGGAUUCUGGGGAAGUGUUUUGAGUCUCCUUGGACAACCAAGGCUUUAUCUGAGACGGCGUGUGAGGACUCAGAGGAGAAUAAGCAAAGGCUCACUGGUGCCCCUUCCCUGCCAAAACAUUUCUCAACCAGCAGUGAAGAGGGAAGUCCUAACCAGUCCACCCCGAUGCUGGCUAAGUCUGGGGUGAAGUUCACUGCUGAUAAACCUGUCAUUGAAGUCCCAUGCAUGAACAUACUAGACAAUAAAGAUGGAGAGCAGGCCAAGGCCCUAUUUGAAAAGGUUAGGAAGUUCCGUACCCACGUGGAAGACAGUGAUUUGAUCUACAAGCUCUACGUUGCCCAAACAGUGAUCAAAACGGUGAAGUUCAUUUUGAUCUUGUGUUACACAAUGACGUUUGUUGCUGCCAUUGACUUUGACCAUGUGUGUGAGCCUGACAUAAAACAUUUAACUGGGUACACUAAAUUCCAAUGCACACAUAACAUGGCAUUCAUGUUAAGGAAGCUGCUUGUCAGCUAUAUUUCCCUUGUCUGUAUAUACGGCCUCAUCUGUAUAUACACUCUCUUCUGGCUCUUUCGACGACCUCUCAAGGAGUACUCUUUUGAGAAAGUCAGAGAGGAGAGUAGCUUCAGUGACAUUCCUGACGUGAAGAACGACUUUGCGUUUCUCUUGCACAUGGUCGAUCAGUACGACCAGCUGUACUCUAAGCGUUUUGGCGUCUUCCUCUCUGAAGUCAGUGAGAACAAGCUGCGGGAGAUCAGCUUGAAUCACGAGUGGACAUUCGAGAAACUGAGACAGCAUGUAACCCGCAACGCUCAGGACAAACUGGAGCUCCAUCUCUUCAUGCUGUCAGGUCUGCCAGACGCUGUCUUUGACCUGACCGAUCUGGAGAUCCUGAAGCUGGAGUUGAUCCCAGAGGCCAGGAUAACAGCUAAGAUCUCCCAGAUGAUCAACAUUCAGGAGCUGCACUUCUACCACUGUCCUGCCAAAGUCGAGCAGACUGCGUUCAGUUUCCUUCGUGACCACCUCCGGUGCCUUCAUGUCAAGUUUACAGACGUAGCCGAGAUCCCCACUUGGGUGUACCUGUUGAAAAGUCUGAGGGAGCUGUACUUGGUCGGGAAUCUGAAUUCUGAAAACAACAAGAUGAUAGGCUUAGAAUCUCUCAGAGACCUGAGGCAUCUAAAGAUUCUGCAUUUAAAAAGCAAUUUGACGAAGGUUCCGACCAACAUAACAGAUCUCUCUCCACACCUGCUCAAGCUGGUGGUACACAAUGACGGUACUAAACUCCUGGUACUGAACAGUUUGAAGAAAAUGAUGAACCUAGCUGAACUGGAGCUUCACAACUGUGAACUGGAGAGGAUACCCCAUGCUAUUUUCAGUUUGACCAACCUGCAGGAGCUGGACCUGAAAUCCAACAACAUUCGCACCAUUGAGGAGGUCAUCAGCUUCCAGCACCUCAAGAGGCUGAUCUGCCUCAAACUGUGGCACAAUAAAAUCAUUACCAUUCCAUUGUCCAUAAGCCAUGUCAAAAACCUUGAGUCCCUCUAUCUUUCGCACAAUAAACUUGAAUCUCUGCCUGUACCCUUGUUUAACCUGCUCAAGCUGAGGUAUCUGGACAUUAGCCACAACUCCAUAGUGGUGAUUCCGCUGGAGAUUGGUUUCAUGCAGAACCUCCAGCACUUUGCCAUUACAGGCAACAAGGUGGAGGUAGUACCCAAGCAACUGUUUAAGUGCACCAAACUGAGGACACUAUGUCUGGGACACAACUGUAUCGCCAUCCUUCCAGAGAAGAUCAGCAAUCUGGUGCAGCUAACAAACCUGGAGCUGAAGGGAAACUGUCUGGACCGCCUGCCGCCCCAGCUAGGCCAGUGUCACCUCCUCCGCAGGAACUGCCUGGUGGUGGAGGACCACCUGUUUGACUCACUCCCCCUAGAGAUCAAGGAGAGUAUCAAUCAGGAAGUCAACGUACCCUUUGCUAAUGGGGUGUGA